CCAACCAGCAAGGCCCGCUGCCCCAUGGCCACUCCCAAGCGGUUUCCGACGCUCGUGCAGCUGGAGCAACGAGAAGGGACGCUAUUCACUGUGCUCGGUAACCUCAGCAAACGGCCCUACUGGUUCCACUCCGAGUACCUGAAGAGUCCGAAGGCAGUUCACCUCGAGGCGUGGCUGGUGGAAGCGAUCUUCGGCCGGGGAGGAGAGCACAUCCCGCACGUCGAGUGUGUGUCGCAGACCCUACUUCAUGUUAAUCAGUGGGACCCCGAGGGCGAAGCUGAGAUCUUGAUAUUUGGUCGGCCUUAUUACCAGAAAGAUGUAGCCAAGAUGAUCAUGAAUUUGGCUGACUAUCACCGCCAACUCCGGGCACAAAGCUCAGAGGAGGUCCCUGCCCAGGACGCAUCGACCCAGCGGUCCCCCGAGGCUGCCCGAGAGGCCGAGACCCAGCGGUCCCCCGAGGCUGCCCGGGAGGCGGCGACCCAGAGCUCCCCGAAGGCUGCCCGGGAGGCGACGACCCAGCNGGCGGCGACCCAGCGGUCCCCCGGCGCAGCCCGGGAGGCGGCGACCCAGCGGUCCCCCGGCGCAGCCCGGGAGGCGGCGACCCAGCGGUCCCCCGGCGCAGCCCGGGAGGCGGCGACCCAGCGGUCCCCCGGCGCAGCCCGGGAGGCGGCGACCCAGCGGUCCCCCGGCGCAGCCCGGGAGGCGGCGACCCAGCGGUCCCCCGGCGCAGCCCGGGAGGCGGCGACCCAGCGGUCCCCCGGCGCAGCCCGGGAGGCGGCGACCCAGCGGUCCCCCGGCGCUGUCCGGGAGGCGGCGACCCAGCGGUCCCCGGACGCUACCCAGGACCCGGUUACCAGGUCAUGA
Messenger RNA from Ailuropoda melanoleuca (giant panda), 864 nucleotides. It is a transcript of the gene KHDC3L, whose product is annotated as KH domain containing 3 like, subcortical maternal complex member. The record is from RefSeq and is a predicted model, not a curated record. Gene Ontology annotation, cellular component: protein-containing complex. The transcript has 3 exons. Bases 25 to 864 code for a protein of 279 amino acids. Gene Ontology annotation, molecular function: RNA binding. NCBI's taxonomy places the organism in Eukaryota, Metazoa, Chordata, Mammalia, Carnivora, Ursidae.